UCGAAGUUCGGUCGGCAACCAAAGAAACACCAACGUGCUAUGUUGGUACAAUCCGAAUCUUCCUCUCAAACGUUCAUUGAAGGUUGCAUAAACAACUUACAGAACUUCAAACAGGUCCAGAAGCGGGUAAACAUAGUAGACUAUGGCUGUGCUACUUGAAAAUACUACCAAUACAGUGUGGCAAGCUUUUAUCUCUCUCCAGCAGGACGACAGUGGUUUCGUGCAUAAAUCAAAAUUGAAGGUACUCACCGCAAACAUUGGAACAGUACUCGAUCUAUACGGCGUCGAGAAAGGCCUAGAACAUUUCAGAAGCUCCCAAACCCUCAACUUCAUCCAGUUCAAGUACUACCUCCAGAAAGAAGUGUUCAGCUCGCUACCCGACAAGCUCAGCCUUACCGAACUCCGAAACUAUGAAUCCAACAUCGCAGACAUAUGCUGGAGGCUUUGCAAGAAGCAACUCAUCCCCAGAAAAAACUCCAUACUUCCCGAAACGUCAAUCUUUCAGAUCUUCCGAACAUUUUCCGUCCUAGCCGAGCUCAUACCGGACAGCAAAAACGAAAACGGUUAUCAGGUGCUGCUACACCCUUCCGAAGCGCGGUAUGUAUCGCAGAAGAUAGCAAAAUCGUUAGGGAGCCACUUCGAGGAUGAAGAUUUCAUCAACUUGAACGUGACCACGAGCAGCAUCAGGUUGAGCGCUUUUAUAGCGCUGAUAGAGUCUAAAUGUCUAGCUGGUAUAACAGACUCCCAAGCCAUAUCCGAGGCUAUCACCAAUAUCUACCAGACUAUAGUCGAAGAUGUGAUCAAGAAGGGACUGAUGACCAAAAAGGGCUACAUCUUUCCAACGAUGCGAGAAUACUGGUUUGUCCUUCGACCUUCCGAACUUACCUAUUUCAAAACAAGAACCGAAAAGGACAGAUGCGGAUCUAUACCCAUAGAAUCAGGAAGCAGGAUAGAAUCCAGGUCAGGCAACAAAAUAGCUCUCUGCACUCCAGACAGGACCUUCGAGUUCGGCACCACAGACUACAUGACAAGAUUGCAGUGGAUCUCCGCCCUCCAACUGGCAGCAGACCACGCGGAUGGUUCGCAGAGCUACCAGAGACUCCAAUUCGCCAAGAGGAAGUUGCUCAGACGUGACAGGUUUCAGGAGAUGGUCAAGGCCAAGGCGCAGCUCCAACAGGAGAGGAUAGCUAGAGAGAUGGCCGAAGAUGAGGCGAAAGAACUGAAGGCGGUAGUGAUCGAGGAGACCAAAAAGUUGAACGACCUCGAGGAACUGAAGAAGAAACUUGAGAAGCUGUUGGUCGAAGAAACGCAAGCUAAGCGGGAUGAGGAGAUAGUGAGAAACCUUCAGGCUAGGGUGUUGGCCGAGGAGUGGGAGAAGAGGGAAGAGCUGGAGAGAUUACAGGAAGAACAGAGGUUGCUGCUUGAAGAGGAGAGGGGGAAGAGAUUGGAGUUCGAGGAACUGCAGAGGAGGAAGGAAAAACAAUUAAGAGAUGCAGAAGAACGGCUCAAACAAUUGGAAAAUGAAAAACAACUACUUGACGAUCAACUCAGAAUUGCUCAUCAGAACAUAAAGAAAUCGGAGAACGAGAAAGAAAUCGUUGAAGCUAGGCUACAUCAAGUGUCACCGACUCUUCGAAGUCUUGCUAAAGUCAGAAGAACUCAAUCCUUCAUACCGAGUACGAAAGAGAAACCAGUCAUCCUGAAAAAUAUCAACAAUCUUGAACCCGGAAAAAACAAGAGAUCUUCGGAAAUAUUGGACUGAGUAUUUUCGAUUCCUUUUCUGUAUGGCUUCACUUUUUCUCUUUCAUUUCGUUGUGUUUCUUCAGAUUAAUAUUUCUCCAGUAUUGUCAUUGAUGUAAACUAUAUUUAUUUGUAAAUUUCAUUUCGAAGAAAUUGAUGAUAAGACUUUAAGGAACAAUAACCAUAAAUGUAAGCAAAAUAAAUGUAAAAUAAAUAAAAAUAAAAAAAAUAACUUAGCCAGACUAUCUUCUA
Harmonia axyridis is the source of this 1992-nucleotide messenger RNA. RefSeq names its product switch-associated protein 70-like. The transcript has 3 exons. Gene Ontology annotation, cellular component: nucleus; cytoplasm. Bases 143 to 1762 code for a protein of 539 amino acids. NCBI's taxonomy places the organism in Eukaryota, Metazoa, Arthropoda, Insecta, Coleoptera, Coccinellidae. The record is from RefSeq and is a predicted model, not a curated record.